AUGAAGAGCUUCAUGCUCACUACGGCUUUAAUCUCGGCUGCGCUCCUUGAAGUUGGAGCAACAACCACCGCGCCCUCAACGACCGGCGCAUCAACCAGCCUUGCCGCAAAGGGCUUGACAACAGUCCACGAAACUGCAGAGCCCUGCGAGGAGUCUUGUGUCAAUUGGGGUUGA
This is a messenger RNA of Puccinia graminis f. sp. tritici CRL 75-36-700-3, 174 nucleotides long. RefSeq lists its product as uncharacterized. The record is from RefSeq and is a predicted model, not a curated record. The transcript is spliced from 2 exons. Bases 1 to 174 code for a protein of 57 amino acids. NCBI's taxonomy places the organism in Eukaryota, Fungi, Basidiomycota, Pucciniomycetes, Pucciniales, Pucciniaceae.